AUGUUGACUGCCAGAGGGGUGGUUGUGGACUGGGAGUGCUUCAGACGGAUGUUUUUGGAGAAGUAUUUUCCUGAGAGCGUGAGACAUGCCAAGGAAGCCGAGUUCAUGCGCUUACACCAAGGAGGGAUGACCGUUUCUGAGUAUGCGAUGAAAUUCGAGCACCUAGCUCGUUUUUACUCGCAAGGCAUCGCCGAGGCUUGGAAGUGUCGGAAGUUUGCAGAAGGAUUGAAAUAUGACCUGAGGAGAGUGGUGGUGCCUAUGGCCAUCACUGAAUUUCCAGCCUUGGUGGAGAAGGCGAAGGUGGUUGAGCGGUUGGAAGGUGAUAACCGCGGGGUGAAGAUUUCUGAGGGGCCAUCUGGGCAACCUACUGGUGCUGCUGCUGGUAGAGGACAGGGUGGAGGUGCUGCCCUGAGAUGUUACCGGUGUGGAGGGUCCCAUAUGAUUAGGGAUUGUCCCCACACAGAGAAUCGAUGUUUCAGAUGCCAACAGAUGGGCCAUGUAUCUUUUAACUGCCCCGCCAGAACCAGACCAGAGAGGGGUACUCAGAGGAGUGAUGCUCAGAGAGGAGACGUUCAGAGGGGUGGCAGACCCACCGCAACUGGUAGGGUCUGUGCUUUGACCGCUUCCCACUCCUUUAUCUCUUAUGCUUGUGUUGCCAUGUUGGGUGUACCUGUGUGUGAUCUGGGGUUGAGACUGCUAGUGUCGACGCCCGCGUCUGCUUCAGUAGUUGCUUCUGAGCUGUGUGUUGGUUGCCCUAUUGAUGUGAAUGGGAAGAGGUAUAAGACUGUGCCAAUAGGCGGUUGA
Cajanus cajan (pigeon pea) is the source of this 804-nucleotide messenger RNA. The record is from RefSeq and is a predicted model, not a curated record. NCBI's taxonomy places the organism in Eukaryota, Viridiplantae, Streptophyta, Magnoliopsida, Fabales, Fabaceae.